Pipistrellus nathusii (Nathusius's pipistrelle) is the source of this 1821-nucleotide messenger RNA. Lineage: Eukaryota; Metazoa; Chordata; Mammalia; Chiroptera; Vespertilionidae. The record is from the annotation of a GenBank genome assembly.
AUGGCUGAGUGCCCCGCCGGCGCCCAGGCCCGGGCCCACCGCGCCUCGCGAAAGGCCGCAGGUGCUAAACAGAGGAGUACCUUGAAACAAGAAGAUGCUUCUAAAAGGAAAGCAGAACUAGAAGAGACUGUGAGAAAGAAGAUUGAGUUUGAGAGAAAAGCUCUACAUAUUGUUGAACAGCUUUUAGAAGAAAAUAUUACAGAAGAAUUCUUAAUAGAGUGUGGGAAAUUUAUCACACCUGCUCACUACGGGGAUGUUGUGGAUGAACGUUCUAUUAUCAAGCUCUGUGGUUAUCCCUUAUGUCACAAGAAGCUAGGAAUUGUACCAAAACAAAAAUAUAAAAUUUCUACCAAAACCAAUAAGGUCUAUGAUAUUACUGAAAGAAAGUGUUUUUGCAGCAAUUUUUGUUAUAAAGCAUCUAAGGUUUUUGAAGCACAAAUUCCUAAAACUCCAGUAUGGGUUCGAGAAGAAGAAAGGCACCCUGAUAUUCAGCUGCUACAGGAGGGACAAAGUGGCCAUUCUGGAGAAGAAGUACAGUUAUUCAAUAAGGCCAUUAAAACAUCAGAUGUUGACAAUCCUGGCCAUAUUGAGAAGCAGUAUGAAUCUAAUUUUUCUAGCACUCAUAGCGAUAGUAGCAGUGAUAAUGAGCAAGACUUUGUUUCCUCCAUUCUACCAGGAAACAAACCAAAUGCAAACGGUAUAAGGCAACAGCUUCACAAAAAAAGCAUCAUGAAAAAGAAAGCUUGUCAAAAACCUAACUUCAAGCAAGAAGACAAAGAACAGGCAGUAAUAAAUAUUACUGAGCAGUUAGGCAAUUGCAGAUUAGAUAGUGAGGAGAAAGCUGUUCCUUGUGAACUUCCUUUACAGAAGGUAAAUACUCAGGUUUCUUUAAAUAGUCCUUCAAGAGAAAAAUUAGAUGCUUCAGAAAUUCCUGAAAAGAAAUACAAUAGUUCAGAAAUAACUUUAGUAGGCAUAAGUAAGAAAAGUGCUGAGCAUUUUAAGAGGAAAUUUGUCAAAUCAAACCAAGUUUCCAGGUCAGCUUCUAGUUCGGUGCAGGUGUGUCCUGAAGUUGCAAAGACAAACUUACUUAAAGUACUGAAGGAGACUUUGAUUGAGUGGAAGACAGAAGAAACUUUGAAGUUUUUGUAUGGCCAGAAUUAUGCUUCUGUGUGUCUAAAACCCUCGUCAGUCCCUCUGGUUGAAGAAGAGCUUGAUGAAGAUGACAUAAAUUCUGACCCAGAUAGUCAUUCCCUCACCUUGCGGGAAUCUCAGGACAGCUUGGAUGCGUCUUUGCCUUUCAGGACCUCAGAUACAGCCAUUAAACCACUGCCAAGUUAUGAGAGCUUGAAGAAGGAAACUGAAAUAUUAAACCUAAGGAUCAGAGAGUUUUAUAGAGGACAAUACGUUUUAAAUGAAGAAACCACCAAAUCGCAAGACUCACAAGAGCACGAUCCCACCUUUCCACUGAUAGAUUCAAGUUCUCAGAAUCAGAUUAGAAAACGCAUCGUACUCGAAAAAUUGAGUAAAGUAUUGCCUGGACUUUUGGGGCCUCUUCAGAUUACAUUAGGAGAUAUUUACACACAACUUAAAAAUCUUGUUCGAACUUUCAGAUUAACAAAUAGAAAUAUUAUACACAAACCUGCAGAAUGGACCUUAAUUGCUAUGGUGUUGCUGUCAUUACUGACCCCGAUUCUUGGCAUUCGGAAGCAUUCUCAGGAAAAUAUGAUGUUUACACAGUUUCUAGCCACCCUGCUUGAAGAAUUACAUUUAAAGAAUGAAGACCUUGAAAAUUUAACCACCAUAUUUAGAACCAGCUGUUAA